Messenger RNA from Puma concolor (puma), 633 nucleotides. The record is from RefSeq and is a predicted model, not a curated record. NCBI's taxonomy places the organism in Eukaryota, Metazoa, Chordata, Mammalia, Carnivora, Felidae.
AUGCCCACCUUCUUCCCUAGUGUGGUGCUCAACCCCCACGUUCAGCUCUCCGCCAGUGCAGUCGGGGCGUUGGCCAUUGCGCAUAACCCUCUGUUCGUGGAGGCUGAGAAGAAAGUCUCGUACAAUUGCUGCAUCCAGGGUACCAUCCACCUUCAGAUCCAGAUGGAAAAGAACACCUUCGCACCGGGGGAGGGAAUUGUCUUCACCACGGAGAUCGGCAACCACACCGGCAAGCGCAUCAAGACGGUCGUCUUCGCCCUCUACGCCCACGUGCGGUACGAGGGCUUCACCCCCAAGGCGGAGCGGCGGUCGCGGGAGGACAGCAGUGAGCUGCUCCGGCAGGAGGCCAACACCCAGAUCGCACCCUUCGACACCACCAAGAUCGUCAGCACCCUCAACCUCCCACAGGUGCUGUCCGUGAGCAGCAGCACCCGGGGCGGCGAGAUCAUGAGCACCCGCUAUGAGCUGGUCAGCACGGUCCAUCUGCCGUGGUCCCUGACCUGUGUGAAGGCCAAGGUUCCCAUCAUCGUCACCGGUGCGCCUGUGGAUACCGCCGGCUGCCAGCCGCUGGAGGGGGCAGCGUUACCCGUGACAGGAGUGCCAGAAUUAAGCGCCCAAACUUCUAAAUAUUAA